This is a messenger RNA of Talpa occidentalis (Iberian mole), 3899 nucleotides long. RefSeq names its product RNA-binding protein 12B-like. Gene Ontology annotation, molecular function: RNA binding. The record is from RefSeq and is a predicted model, not a curated record. NCBI's taxonomy places the organism in Eukaryota, Metazoa, Chordata, Mammalia, Eulipotyphla, Talpidae. Gene Ontology annotation, biological process: regulation of RNA splicing. Gene Ontology annotation, cellular component: nucleoplasm; ribonucleoprotein complex.
ACAAACUGUACGUCCAUUUGUCCGGAGCCGAGGGGAGAGUGGGCGCCAUCUUCUUCUAGGCUCGCUGAGGGCCCUGCCUGCGCUGCGGAGGCUGACGCGACGGAGUGGCCCCCGCCCCCGGCCUUGUGUGUCCGACGCGGCAGCAGCGUUAAGUUGCUUUUACAGAAUUAACAGGUCUCCAAGAAAUUAAAAAAAAAAAAGGUAAGAUAUCCAGAGCUUAAGGCUUUUCACAGAGACUUGAAAAAAAAAAUGUAAAGUAGAAUAGUGCAUCUAGGUACACAUGGAUUCUGAACUCUUAUGUCUGGUCAGUGAUUCAUUAGUGGGAGGCAGUUUAUUUUGAGCAGAAAUUAUAUACUGACCGUAGAUGGCUUUUCUGAAUUUGUAAAAUUUAUUGUGGUUGGUAAAAUUCUUUAAUACACAAAGCUUUCUUUAAGUUUCAAUAGAAGAUAUGUUUCUAAGUGAGUCUGAAAAUAGUUUGGUCUUGUUGUGAAGCAGCACUUGGCAGACUUAUAAAGAUUUGCUAUUUUCGAUGCUCAUACUGUACGGAAUAGGUGAUAUGAAAUGUUUCUUCAAAGUAGUUGGUUUAUUUGUAUAUUUAGAAUGGGAAUUUUUUUAAAAAGAAUUUUUAAGUCAGUUAUUUGUGAGCUUAUAUCUUGCUUUCAUUUAUAAAAGCUGAAGGUAGGAAUCAAGUAAUUUAAGCUAAGUUUGGGAUAAGGUACUUCAAAAAUAAGACUUGCUAUUAUGUGUACCUUUUUGUCUACAGGUCAUUAUUGCUGUGGUUUGAGCUCAGCAUGGCUGUAGUCAUCCGUUUACUGGGGCUUCCUUUUAUUGCGGGGCCUGUGGAUAUUCGCCACUUCUUCACGGGAUUGACUAUUCCUGAUGGAGGAGUGCAUAUAAUUGGAGGGGAAAGAGGGGAGGCUUUUAUUAUUUUUGCAACAGAUGAAGAUGCAAGACGUGCCAUAAGUCGUUCAGGAAGGUUUAUCAAGGAUUCAUCUAUAGAACUCUUUCUUAGUAGUAAGGCAGAAAUGCAGAAGACUAUAGAAAUGAAAAGAACUGAUCGCAUAGGAAGAAAGCGACCAGGAUCUGGGGCAUCAGGGGCUGGCAGCUUAUCUAAUUUUGUUGAGGAUAUUAAGAAAGAAACAAGUAAUUCUGGAUAUGACUCUUCAGUUAAUCAAGAUGAUGGGUUUCAUACCAAUGGUACAGGACAUGGUGAUUUAAGGCCAAGAAAGACACGGCCAUUGAAGGCUGAGAAUCCUUAUUUGUUCCUACGAGGUUUGCCUUACUUAGUAAAUGAAGAUGAUGUACGUGUCUUUUUCUCUGGUUUGUGUGUGGAUGGAGUAAUUUUCUUAAAACAUCAUGAUGGCCGAAAUAAUGGUGAUGCCAUAGUAAAAUUUGCUUCGUGUAUUGAUGCUUCAGGAGGUCUUAAAUGUCAUAGAAGUUUUAUGGGUUCAAGAUUCAUAGAAGUAAUGCAAGGCUCAGAACAACAGUGGAUUGAGUUUGGUGGUAAUGCAAUUAAGGAGGGUGACAUUCCUAUGAGAAGUGAAGACCAUUCUCCACCAAGAGGCGUUAAUGAUAGGCAUUUUGGAAAACAGUCAUGUUCAAAAUCUCCCAGAAGAACACGUUCUCGUUCUCCUUUUGGAUUUUAUGUUCACUUAAAAAAUCUGUCCCUAGGUAUUAACAAAAGAGAUUUAAAAAAUUUCUUUAGAGAUACUGAUCUGUCCAGUGAACAGAUUAAGUUUUUAUAUAAAGAUGAAAGAAGAACAAGAUAUGCCUUUGUGAUGUUCAAGACGCAAAAAGACUAUAACACAGCUCUGGGUUUACAUAAGACUGUUUUACAGUAUCGCCCAGUUCAUAUUGAUCCAGUUUCUAGAAAACAAGUGCUGAAGCUCAUUGCAUGUUAUGAAAAGAAAAGACCACCAUCAAUAGGGAAAGAGAGGCUUGGACAUGUUUCUCAAAAAUAUUCUCAAGAAGGCCACUCUGGCCAGAAGCUGUGCAUCUAUAUAAGAAAUUUCCCAUUCGAUGUUACAAAAAUUGAAGUGCAGAAGUUCUUUGCAGACUUUUCGCUUGCUGAGGAUGACAUUUACCUGCUUUAUGAUGACAAAGGAGUUGGUCUGGGUGAAGCACUGGUGAAAUUCAGGACAGAAGAACAGGCCAUGAAAGCUGAACGGUUAAACCGACGAAGAUUCUUGGGGACAGAGGUAUUACUGAGACUUAUAUCUGAGGCACAAAUGCAGGAGUUUGGUGUAAAUUUUCCAUUGAUGUCCAGUGAGAGGAUGCAGGGUCAUUCGCAGUCAUGUGAUAGAGAGGACCAUUUUCAUUCAUUUGACUCAAAUGAUCCACCAGUACACCCAGUUGGCCUUUCUGAAAACUUGAGGCAUCAGCAAGAGGACUUGAGACACCUGGAUAAUUUCAAGCACCCUCAGUCAGACAGGCGCCCUCCAGAAGACUUUAGACAUUCCCCAGAGGACUUUAGGUGCCCCUGGGAGGAGGACUUCAGGCGCCCUCGGGAGGAGGACUUCAGGCGCCCUCGAGAGGAGGACUUCAGGCACUCUUGGGAAGAGGACUUCAGGUACUCACCGGAGGAGGACUUCAGGUACUCACCGGAGGAGGACUUCAGGCACCCUCGGGAGGAGGGCUGGAGGCGACCACCUGAGGAGGAUUUCAGACGGCCUUCCAAGGAGGACUUCAGGCGACACCUGGAGGAUUGGAGGCGGCCUGCCGAGGGAGACUUUAGGCGGCUACCUGAGGAAGAUUGGAGGCGGCCUUUUGAGGAGGACUUCCGGCGUCUUCCGCAGGGGGAAUGGAGGAGACCACCUGAGGAAGACUUCAGGCGGCCCCCUGAGGAAGACUUAAGGCGUUCCCCCGGGGAGGACUUCAGGCGGCCGGCCCAGGAACACUUCAGGCGCCCACCCCCAGAACACUUCAGGAGGCCCCCGGAGCACUUCCGGCGACCUCCCCAAGAGCACUUCCGGCGGCCAUUCCCAGAGCAUUUUAGGCGACCUCCUCAGGAGCAUUUCAGGAGGCCACCACAGGAACAUUUCAGGCGACCCCGAGAGGAAGAUUUCAGGCACCCACCAGAUGAAGAUUUCAGGGGUCCUCCUGAUGAAGAUUUUAGGCACCCUCCUGAUGAGGACUUCAGGAGCCCCCAGGAGGAAGAUUUUAGAUGCCACUCUGAUGAGGACUUCAGGAGGCUCCCUGAGGAAGACCUCAGGGAAACUUCAGAGGAAGACCCUAGACUUCCUGACAGUCUUAGACCCCCUGGAGAGUUUCGGAGCCCACCUGAUGAUUUUAGAAGUCAUCGACCCGUUGUGAAUUUUGGUCACCCAGAAGGUGGCAAGUUUGAUUUUGGAAAGCGUAAUAUGGGAAGUUUUCCUGAGGGGAGAUUUAUGCCUGAUCCAAAAUUAAAUAGUUCAAGUAGAGUAACUCCUAUUAAGAUAAUGAAUCUUCCAUUUAAAGCUAAUGUUAAUGAAAUUCUAGACUUUUUCCAUGGUUAUAGAAUCAUACCUGAUUCUAUUUCAAUACAGUAUAAUGACCAAGGAUUACCUACAGGGGAAGCCAUUGUUGCUAUGAUAAACUAUAAUGAAGCUAUGGCUGCUAUUAAAGAUCUAAAUGAUAGGCCAGUUGGCCCUCGCAAAGUUAAGUUAAUUUUGCUCUAGAGAGCAUUUCUAAGUUCAAAAUUAACCUCCUCACACAGUAUUGAUGCAGUAAAAUGCAUUUGUUAUUAAAAGGUGUUUUUUUUUAAUUAAAUGAAGAAACGAUUUUAUUUUGAUCUGUGAGUAGAACAAAUGUAAAUAUUAUGUGAAUCUGUUUUCUUUUGCCUGCAAAUUGCCGUUCACCUUUUCUAAUUUAAAAUUAUAUAUAUAUUUUUCCCUGCGGGUGGGGGAGAGAAUUCCCUGAGU